AUGGGACUAUCGGAUACCGCCGCCUGGCAUAUCACUCUCGCAAAUGCCGCCUCCUAUCGUACUGCUAGUCAGCUACCACCGGGCUCUACAGCGGAAUAUAGCUGCAGCGUCGAGGCUAUGAAGUGGUAUACGCUGUCGCUUGCCUCCAUUACCAAGAGGCUUGCGGAUCCUAACGAAAAAGACAAAGAGGGGCUUAUAAUUGCUAUUACUGGAUUUAUAUGCCACGACGCCACAAUAGGUAACUUCGACCGCUUUCGUAUUCACAUGGAAGGCCUGCAGCGCAUCAUCAAUAAGAAAGGUGGUUUGGACACUCUAAGCAGUCCCUUCUUGCGAUUUAUGAUAUCCUGGCUCGAUCUAAUCGGAGCGACAUACUGCAACAUCAAGCCUCGCUUCAGCCUCCCCCAAGGCUCCAUCCGCGAAAUCGACACGGGCAACGACUCCCAAUACCUGGACCAGCUGCUCGACUCCUGGGACGCGGACUGCCCCGCCCUAGGCGACAUCAUGAGCGCCAUGAAGGCCACCGCCGCCGUUGCCAGCUACAUCAACCGACGGCCCGCAAGCGACGAGUUCUGGACCGACGACGUGACCAUCGCGCGGCUGCUGGGCCCCGCCUUCCACGAGAUCCUGUCGCUGGAAGGCCGCGCCCUGCCCGCCGACACCGCCGACCCGACGUACUCGGCGACCGCGGCGCGCGAGGCCUUCCGGCGCGCCGCGCUAGUAUUACUCGCCGCGGUCAAGGUGAGGAUGGGCGCGGGCGCCUUCGAAAUGGCCAGACAUCUCGACGCGUUCACGCAGAUAUCGCAGCUGCCGCUCGUGGACUGGGGCGUGGUGCCCGAGCUGAAUCUCUGGGCCCAUAUCACCAGCGCGAUGCAGGAGGAGAGUCCGAGUCGGGCCUGGCAUGUCUUGACGAUCGUGGGCAUUAUGGAGGCGAUGGGCUUGCGGACGGGUGGCCAGGCUGUUGAUGUUGCGCGGGGGAUCAUCUGGGUGGAUGCGGUUGAUGCGGGGAAGUCGGAUUUGCUGUGUCGUGAGAUCGAUGGGUAUUUGGAAGCUAGUAUGUUGCGAGGGCUGGGGGAUGUUGUGCCUUUGGGUUUCUAG
Molecule: messenger RNA, 1095 nt
Organism: Daldinia childiae
Lineage: Eukaryota; Fungi; Ascomycota; Sordariomycetes; Xylariales; Hypoxylaceae
Exons: 3
Coding region: 1-1095 (364 amino acids)
Source: RefSeq, a predicted model, not a curated record